Balaenoptera acutorostrata (minke whale) is the source of this 1525-nucleotide messenger RNA. RefSeq names its product interleukin 17 receptor B (gene IL17RB). The record is from RefSeq and is a predicted model, not a curated record. Gene Ontology annotation, molecular function: interleukin-17 receptor activity. Lineage: Eukaryota; Metazoa; Chordata; Mammalia; Artiodactyla; Balaenopteridae.
GGGACCACGAGCGGUGGCGGGCGGUGGCCCCGCGAUGUCGCUAGUACUGCUGAGCCUGGCCGCGCUGUGCUGCGGUGCCAUGCCUCCGGAGCCGACGAUUCAGUGUGGCUCUGAACCCGGACCAUCUCCAGAAUGGAUGGUCUGACACACCCUGACCCCAGGAGACUUGAGGGAUCUCCGAGUGGAGCCUAUUAAAAGCAGUGUUGUGCUGGAGGACUAUUCAAUUUUGAUGAACAUAAGCUGGAUACUCUGGGCAGAUGCCAGCAUCCGCUUGUUGAAAGCCACCAAGAUCUGCGUGACGGGCAAAAGCCACUUCCAGUCCUUCAGCUGCGUCAGGUGCAAUUACACUGACGCCUUCCAGACUCAGACCAGACCCUCUGGUGGCAAAUGGACGUUUUCCUACAUUGGCUUUCCUGUAGAGCUGAAAGUCUAUUUCAUUAGGGCCCAUAACAUCCCCAAUGCAAAUAUGAAUGAAGACGGCCCCUCCCUGGCUGUGAACUUCACCUCACCAGGCUGCCUGGACCACAAAAUGAAAUACAAAAUAAAAUGCAUCGAGGCAGGAAGUCUGUGGGAUCCAAACAUCACUGCUUGUAAGGAGAAUGAGACCAUGGUAGAAGUGAACUUUACAACCAGUCGCCUUGGAAACAGAUAUAUGGCUCUCAUCCAUUCCACUGUAAUUGGGACUUCUUAUGUGUCGGAGGUGCACCAGAAGGAACUAACUCGAACUUCCGUGGUGGUUCAAGUGACUGGGGAACGUUAAGGUGCUGUGGUCCAGCUGACUCCGUAUUUCCAUACCUGUGGCAACAACUGCAUCCGACGCAGAACUGUGGGGCUUUGCCCACAAAUGGGUGUCCCCUUCCCUCGGGAUCACAGCAGCGGUGUGUUGGGCGGACGGCUGCCUCUCCUCCUCUCGGCUCUGCCGGUGGCCACGUGGGUGCUGGCGGUUGGGAUCUAUCUGACCUGGAGGCAUGAAAGGAUCAAGAAGACUUCCUUCUCUACCACCACACUACUGCCCCCCAUUAAGGUUCUUGUGGUUUACCCAUCUGAAAUAUGUUUCCAUCACACAGUUUGUUACUUCUCUGAAUUUCUUCAAAACCACUGCAGAAGUGAAGUCAUCCUUGAAAAAUGGCAGAAAAAGAAAAUAGCCGAGAUGGGUCCCGUGCAGUGGCUUACCACUCAGAAGAAAGCCACGGAUAAGGUCAUUUUCCUUCUUUCCAAUGAUAACACCAUGUGUGAUGGUACCUGUGGCAAGAGGGGGGGCAGCCCCUGUGAGAACUCCCAAGACCUGUUCCCCCUCGCCUUUAACCUCUUCUGCAGCGAUCUAAGAAGCCAGACUCAUCUGCACAAAUACAUGGUGGUCUGUUUCACAGAGGAUACCAAAGACAACGACACUGCGCUCAGUGUCUGCCCCACAUACCGCCUCAUGAAGGAUGCUACAGCUUUCUGCACAGAGCUUCUCCAUGCCAAACGUGUGUCGAUGGGGAGAAGGGUGCACGCCUGCCACUACAGCUGCUCCUCCCUGUAG